This is a messenger RNA of Helobdella robusta, 510 nucleotides long. RefSeq lists its product as hypothetical. The transcript is spliced from 2 exons. The record is from RefSeq and is a predicted model, not a curated record. NCBI's taxonomy places the organism in Eukaryota, Metazoa, Annelida, Clitellata, Rhynchobdellida, Glossiphoniidae. The coding region runs from base 1 to 510 and encodes 169 amino acids.
AUGGCAAUCGUCCAUAACACUUUCAUCAUCACCAACAGUAUCGUCCAGCAAAAAAUUAAACCACCAACAAAGAAAUCAACCGCCAGUCACCACAUAUCCAUCUCUUUUAAAUGCUGCGAGAAAAGAAACUGCAACAACAACAACAGCAACAACAACAACAGCAACAACAACAAUAAUAACUACAAUAAAACAUUACAAAAUCUACAUGGUGAAGACGACGACGAUGAUAAAGAUAAAGAUGAGGAUGAAGAUGGAGGUGAGGAUGAUGAUGGUGAUGAUGAAGACGACGCUGGAGGUGAUGAUGACGAUAGUGAGGAUGAAACUAAAGUGAAGAUGGAACGAAUAGUGACCUGGUUGGGCCAAAUAUCAUGCCAUGACCUCACCGAAAGAAUUUCAACUCCAGUCAUCGAAGACAUCAUGCCACAAAAAUUCGAUACAUCCAUUCACGUGAAAUACGUUGAAAAACAAUUUGACGGCUCUUCUGAUUCUUGCAACAUCUUGAGAUAUUAA